AUGGCAGCAGAGGUAGCAGCAGGAGCAUGGGCCGCCGAGGAAGUGGUGUCCACGGGUGUGCAAGCCGGCGUUGGCGCUUACAUGGUCGCGAAGCCGACAAUGCCACUCGAAGCGCACUUCAGACAGAUUGUGACAACACAAGAUGAUGGAACAAGACUAUCUCUGCUACGAUCCAACAACAGCAUCAAUGUGGUCGGCCACCGCGCAUACAUCUUUGGUGGAGAGCUAGACGGGAAGCUUGCGGGCAAUGAGAUGCACUCGAUCAACCUCCAGCACACCGAGAAGCCAGAAGAACCAGAGUCUGCCUAUUCCAUACUUCCAGCAAUCGCGGACGAGAUAGAUGGAGACGGACUUCCAGCACCACGCACCAAGCACGCCGCAAGCCACUUGAACAUCUGCGUCGCUGUCUUUGGUGGCGUGGACGAAGAUGGAAAGCUUGUCGACCGUGACUCGACCCUUUGGCUCUACGUGACAGCCAAGUCAGCAUGGCAGCGUUUCGACGCCGAAGAGUCUGGCGUCGCACCUGUUCAAAGGCACUCUGCCAAGCUCUUUGAACACAACAAUAAUCUCGUCCUCUACGGCGGUAUUGAUGCUGAGGGACAAGAGCUCAAAGAUGUGUGGCACUUCAACUACUCUUCACGGAAAUGGACGCCCCUCGCAUCCGCCCCAGUCUCGACCCUCAACGCCGCGCUCGUCGAAGGCACACUGCACCUAAUCCACUCCAACGAACCCAUGAGCAGCGACGUUCACACCCUGAACACCACCAACCCCGAGAAAGCCGAAUGGCAAACCCACUCCUUCCCCAUAAACCCACUCGCACCGGGUCCCAGACCAAGAGUUGGCGGAGGACUUGUCCCAGUCUCAACAGGCUAUGGCCGCAAUUACCUCCUCUACUUCUUCGGAGCUCGCCAGAACCCCUCAACACAUGAGACUAAAUCUCCCAACGAGACUGAAGAUCCGACACAAUGGUCUGACCUCUGGACAUACCAAGUUGGAUCCAGCAAGCCCGAAGCAAAAGUCACCACGAGCCUUGCAGAUGCCAUCAAGCCCGCGGCGAUCAAAGAUGCGAUUCGUUCGAAGCUUGGCUACGAUACUGGGAGCCACAGCUGGGCUGAGGUCGAAGUCCAGCCGCCAGAGGACUUGCCCGAGGGUGAAGGUAAAGUACAUCCUGGUCCUCGAGCGUACUUUGGUUACGAUGUGACUGGUGAUGGUCAUCAAGUGGUGAUGUGGGGUGGCAUGAAUGCGAAGGGCGAGCGUGAGGGCGAUGGGUGGUUGAUCACGUUCUCGUGA
Molecule: messenger RNA, 1290 nt
Organism: Fulvia fulva
Lineage: Eukaryota; Fungi; Ascomycota; Dothideomycetes; Mycosphaerellales; Mycosphaerellaceae
Exons: 1
Coding region: 1-1290 (429 amino acids)
Molecular function (GO): protein binding
Source: RefSeq, a predicted model, not a curated record